Molecule: messenger RNA, 1336 nt
Organism: Talaromyces stipitatus ATCC 10500
Lineage: Eukaryota; Fungi; Ascomycota; Eurotiomycetes; Eurotiales; Trichocomaceae
Product: epoxide hydrolase, putative
Exons: 2
Coding region: 41-1336 (431 amino acids)
Molecular function (GO): hydrolase activity
Source: RefSeq, a predicted model, not a curated record
GGGAUAUCAUGAUGCAACAUACAGCUACAAGCUAUACUCAAUGGCACACUUCAUCACAGCACCAGAUCCAGCUCCUCUCCCCCUCCCACCAGGCAUCAUAUCCCGCCAGAUAGAUCUAUCUGCAUACGGCCAUCUCUCAUAUCACAUCCUCGAAGCCGGUGCUCCUACCGACCCUCUUAUUAUCCUCCUCCAUGGCUUCCCUGAACUAGCAUUCUCAUGGCGCAAGGUCAUCCUUCCACUCGCCAAUGCCGCAUCAGCGCCUAGUGAGAAUCGUCGUCGUCGUGGCUAUCAUGUCAUUGCACCAGACCAACGAGGCUUCGGACGCACCACCGGCUGGGACUCACGACAUUAUGAGCAAGUAGAUCUACACAAUUUCACGACAACAAUGUACGUUCGAGACACGAUUGCGCUAGUAAAUGCAUUAGGGUAUAGUAAAGUGGAAUGCAUCGUUGGCCACGACGCCGGCGCUGUAACUGCAGCUGCUUGUGCGACCAUUCGACCAGAUGUCUUUAAGAGUGUGGUUCUACUCACCCAUCCAUUUAGUGGAAUGCCACGCUUGCCGUUCAAUACCGUCGAUAUACAGGGUUCCUCUUCUUUCCCGCCGGCAAGUGCAGGUAUAGCUGCCCCUAGCAUCAACGAUAAACUCAGAGUCUACAAUCGCAAACAUUAUAAAUGGUACUACUCAACCCAUGAAGCGAAUGCCGAUAUGGCCGGACCCACCACCGCAGGCGGUCUUCGUGAGUUCUUACGCGGAUAUUUCCAUGUUAAAUCUGCUUCCUCGAAGGGAAACAACCCUCAUCCAUUGAUCAAUAAGGCGGAGAGUAGUCGACAGCUAGAGUGGCCGAUGGAUGAAGUGGUCAAAAUGCCGUAUUACUAUAUCAUGCCUUUGGAAGCGACUAUGCCGCAGGCGAUCGAGAGACUAAUGACUGAUGAACCACACGAUGCAUCAAAGGAUUGGCUACCCGAUGAAGAUCUUGAGGUAUACGUGAACGAGUAUGCGCGCACCACUUUCCAGGGAGGGUUGAACUGGUACCGAGCCCAAACCGCCGAUGGGGAUAAGAAGCCCGAACUGAGACAUGAUCUGGAUAUCUUUUCUGGGAAACGAAUAACCAUACCGUGUGCGUUUAUCGGCGGUGAAAAGGAUUGGGGUACGUAUCAGCAGCCGGGAGCUAUUGAGAAGAUGACUGGGGAGGAGAAAGAGGUCUGUGAUGAUUUUCGAAUGUUUCGGAUGGUUGAGGGUGCUGGGCAUUGGAUUCCGCAGGAGAAGCCGGAUGAGGUUGUGCAGGCGAUAUUGGAACUCGAAAUGAAACAAAGGAAAUACCAGGUCAAUGAAUGA